UGUGGUUCGUACUUGCAUUUACUUGACUAGUCUACUAGCUGUCUACCAAAUUUAGUGGGGACGACCACGAGCGAGCAAUUUUUAAGUGCAAAUAAACAGAGUUGCUGAUUAUUUUCCAUCGUUUGGAUCACUUUCUGAUGUGUUCAACGUUCGUCGUCGUGUCAUGAAGUCGAAUUUGUGUUCUGCUCCUCGUUCGCUGGCGCACUAAAAGGUGUAGCUGCUGUCGCCCGAUGUCUCCUCCACCUCAGUUGAGACUCCUGUUCAUGAACGGAGGCGUAGCUCGCCAUCUGGCACUUAACGGAUGACGCGACACUAGCGGACAUGGAGACGGGGGAGACGCCAUAUUUUCUCCCACGUCGUUCUCCGCGCUAAACUCUUCCUCAGGCAAAAACUAUUUUUAUAUUUGCAGUCAGGGACUACACACCAAAUUGUUUCUCCAGUCGCCAAGCCAUAGCCACCCGCUGCCAACAUGGCGUCGGAGGGCUUUCAGUACCGUGCACUGUACGACUACAAGAAAGAGCGCGAGGAGGACAUUGACCUGCACGUGGGCGACAUGCUGCUGGUCAGCAAGGGGGCGCUGUUGGCGCUCGGCUGCGGUGCGGGCGCUGAGGAGCGACCCUCAGAGAUCGGAUGGCUGCCCGGCUUCAACGAAACCACACAGGUAAAGGGCGAUUUCCCGGGCACCUACGUGGAAUUUGUGGGCAGGAAAAGGAUGUCACCCCCCACGCCCAAGCCCCGACCACCCAGGCCACCGUCGGCCGCGUCAAUGAGAACAGACUCAGAGUCCGAGGGCGUCACACUGCCUGAUCUUCCGGAACACUUUGGACCGCCCGAUACGGCCCCGCCCCUCCUCGGCAGACUGAUGGAAGCCAUCGAGAGUAAAGGCGUGGACAAUCCUGGCAUAUACCGCGGUGUCAGCGCCGGAAGUUUGGACACGAGGCAAUUGGCCGAAGCCGACUUGGAGCAAAUGGAGGUGUCAUCCCUGUGUGAAGGCGUGGUCCGCUUCCUGCAGGAGCUUCCUGGGCCCGUUGUGCCGUCUUUGCUGCAGGCUGACAUGAUCCACGCCGUGCAAGAAGUCCGAGACCCCGAGGCGUGCGCCCGGGUGCUGCUGGGCGUGGCCAGUUCUCCCACAUGCCCCGCCCAAUACGGCCUGACCUUGCUCAGCGUGGUGCGACACCUGGCGAGACUCUGCGUGCACGCUGCCCGCAAUCAGCUUAGCGUCCGAGGCCUCGCUGAGAUUUUUGGUCCGCUACUUUUCAGACAGACCGCUGCAGGGUGUGAGUCAGGUUCAGACCCUCUGAUCCAGGUUCUUGAAGUUCUGAUCACCAGCGAGCUCAACGUGAACCAGGCUGCUCCAGCUCUACCUCCCAAACCUGCCAAACCCUCCACCCCGGCCCCAGCGUCCGCCACGGCGUGCACCUUCAACAACAGCAUGGCGCUACAUGAUGCCGAGUGGUACUGGGGCGACAUAUCCAGGGAGGAAGUGAACGAGAAGCUGCGAGACACAGCCGACGGCACCUUCCUCGUGCGUGACGCCUCCACCAAGAUGCACGGAGAUUACACGCUCACGCUCAGGAAGGGAGGUAACAACAAGCUGAUCAAGAUCUUCCACCGCGAGGGCAAGUACGGCUUCUCGGACCCACUGACGUUCAGCUCGGUGGUGGAGCUCAUCAAUCACUACCGGCACGAGUCCCUGGCACAAUACAACCCCAAGCUGGACGUCAAGUUGCUCUACCCGGUCUCCAAGCACCAGCAGGACCAGGUUGUGAAGGAGGACAGCAUUGAGGCGGUGGGCAAAAAGCUCCACGAAUACCACCUACAGUACCAGGAGAAGAACCGCGAGUACGACAGACUGUACGAGGAGUACACCAGAACUUCUCAGGAGAUUCAGAUGAAGCGCACCGCCAUCGAGGCUUUCAACGAGACCAUCAAGAUCUUCGAGGAGCAGUGUCAGACCCAGGAUCGCUUCAGCAAGGAGUACAUUGACAAGUUCCGCCGCGAGGGCAACGACAAAGAAAUCCAGAGAAUCAUGGAGAACUACGACAAGUUACGCUCCCGCAUCAGUGAGAUCGUGGACAGCAAGCGCCACCUGGAGGUGGACCUCAAGAAGCAGGCCGCCGACUACCGCGAGAUCGACAAGAAGAUGAACAGCAUCAAGCCGGACCUCAUCCAGCUGCGCAAGACCAGAGACCUGUACCUCAUGUGGUUGACACAGAAGGGGGUCCGGCAGAGGAAACUAAACGAGUGGCUGGGACUCAAGAACGAGACCACAGUGGACGAGUACAGCACGGUGGAGGAUGAGGAGGACCUCCCUCACCACGAUGAGCGUCUCUGGCGUUUGGGCAACAUCAACCGCGGUCAAGCCGAGUCGCUGCUACGGGGCAAGAAGGACGGAACCUUCCUGGUCCGAGACAGCAGCAAGCCAGGAUGCUACGCCUGCUCUGUCAUGGUGGAGGGUGAAGUGAAGCACUGCGUAAUCAACAAGACGAGUACGGGCUUCGGCUUUGCCGAACCGUACAACCUGUACGCGUCUCUGAAGGAGCUGGUGCUGCACUACCAGCACACGUCGCUGGUGCAGCACAACGACUCGCUCAACGUCACGCUCGCAUUCCCCGUCUACAGCCAGCAGAGGCGCUGACAAGCCAUCUGACUUUGUUCCAGUUUAGCCACCCCUCUCUCCAAAGUUGCUCGUUCCCUCUAGUUUUUUAAUGACCUAAAACCUUUGUUUGAAAGCACUCCUCAUUUCCUAAUCACCCACCCCCUUUUUCUUUUUUGCAUGAGCUUUUUUGGAUCUAUCUUGGAUCUACUUAUCAGAAUUCUGAUUUAUGAUUUUGGGAAUGGAGUGAAUCAUUCCCAACUCUGCUGCCUCCUUGUGGGAGAAGUUGUGAAAUGACACCGGACUCCGCCGCCUUACACCCACGGCCGACUUUCGAUAUAGAAGGUACUGAAAUGGCAAAGCUGCACUGUGACAUGUGGACUGUAUCAUUCCAAAGACUUUUGGCCAGGACUCAGGUGCUUGUGUCGCUUCCGUUUUCCAUUCCUACCAGGAAGUGUGAAACAUUUCAAGAUAACUUCAGUAUUUUGCAAAACACUUCAAAGUGCACAACUUUUUCUGCCCUCGGGAUCAAUAAAGAUCAUUUUUGUUCUUCA
Molecule: messenger RNA, 3150 nt
Organism: Syngnathus typhle (broad-nosed pipefish)
Lineage: Eukaryota; Metazoa; Chordata; Actinopteri; Syngnathiformes; Syngnathidae
Product: phosphatidylinositol 3-kinase regulatory subunit alpha-like
Exons: 17
Coding region: 470-2638 (722 amino acids)
Biological process (GO): insulin receptor signaling pathway; phosphatidylinositol phosphate biosynthetic process
Cellular component (GO): phosphatidylinositol 3-kinase complex
Molecular function (GO): 1-phosphatidylinositol-3-kinase regulator activity; protein binding
Source: RefSeq, a predicted model, not a curated record